GGGCCACCUUGGACGCUCAACCCCGUGCGAAAGGCAUAUGAUCCGGUUACGAACUGGUUAAGAACCCUGGCAUUCACCCAUCCGUCGUAUCAUCAGCUACGCGGUGAUUGCUAUCAGCGAUUGGAAUUCCUCGGAGAUGCUGUUUUAGAUUAUGUGAUCACUCGGUUCCUCUACGAGGAUUCCACACAACAUUCCCCGGGCGUGUUGACCGAUUUACGUUCAGCACUGGUGAACAAUAACAUUUUUGCGGCCUUAGCUGUGCGAAUCGGAUUGCACGUUUAUUUGCGCGCCUCCUCACCACAACUACUUCACACAAUAGACACGUUUGUUCGGCGAUCGAGUCAUUAUGACACUCACUUCCCUCUAGAGGUCUCAGAUGAUGUGGAAAUACCUAAAGCGUUGGGCGAUAUAUUUGAAUCCUUGGCUGGUGCCAUCUUCUUGGACUCAGGGAUGAGUUUGGAUACUGUGUGGACCGUAUUCUAUCCACUCAUGAAGGAGCGAAUCGAACGUUACACUGCAUGCAUUCCCAAGUCACCUGUCCGUCAGUUGUUGGAGCUGGAACCUGAAGGAACCAAAUUCGAACGUCCUCGGCGUACUGCAGACGGACGGAUAUCUGUGUGUGCUCAUGUCCUGGGCAAAGGACGCUUUUACGGAAUCGGACGGAACUAUCGUCUAGCAAAAAGUUUGGCCGCUAAAAGAGCUUUACGUGUGUUACACAAAUUGCAAGAGACACAGCACACAAGUGGUCCGAAUGGGACUGUUGCUCCAGCAUCUUCGCUAACCACCAAUCGCUAG
Echinostoma caproni is the source of this 795-nucleotide messenger RNA. Lineage: Eukaryota; Metazoa; Platyhelminthes; Trematoda; Plagiorchiida; Echinostomatidae. The record is from the annotation of a GenBank genome assembly.